UUUUCGUGUUGCACAGCACUCGUUUGUGGAAUCUGAAAGAUGUUCAUUAAGUGGGCACUGCUUUUUUCCGUUGCCUUGGUCUUUUUCAAGGCAUCAGAAUGUGUUAAGGAUGAAGUGCAUGAACUUCACGAUUUAGUCGUUUAGUACGCUCCACGGCUCCGUUUUGAUUCUAAAUCCGGCGAUACACUCGGCCAAUGCCUUCCCAGUAGCGCCGAGGAUUAUUUCCGCCUCCGUCAAAAUGGAUUCACUGGAAGAGUUUGCAACAUGGAUUAUAUCAGCAUUUUGGAUGGGCGUAUCCCGGCUUAUUACGAAGCUGACGAGUGUGAAAACAAUAACAUGAUCUUUUCUUAUUGGUUCUUUUACGGCUACAAAGAUGACUGCCCUAUGUUACCGGGAGAUCCUGGAGACGAUGUCAACUGGGGACGUUAUGUAGUCAAGGUUUUGAACGGCAGCCAAGUGGAUCGUGUCAUUUUCUAUCAACACGAAGGCUGGUAUACUCGUAAUCCUGGCCGCUAUGAAGUGUUCGAGUCGACACAUCCUAUUUCGUACGUCGGAAAGUUGCGUCAAGGAACUUAUCACGAUGAUGGCGGCUCGGGAACUUGUUGCUACUUUGAAGAUUACCGCAAUCCAGGAUCACCGGAUAAGCAUAUGGAUAGCUGGCGUAAUUUAGUUUGGCUGAGAAACAACGGAAACACGACUCCAGAAUGGAUGACCAAUAACGAUCCUUAUUACUGGAACGGCGUACCUUUGCCACAUUUCAGAGGCGAAAAUUUGUGCGAUUUGAGAGGCUGUGAAGGCGGGAAUCUUCAAACCUGUGGAACCUGCGGCUGCCAUAAAUCUGACGUUCCUGAUGAUGAGAGACCCUAGUUUAGAUUUAUCAACGGACAAACUAUAACGUCAUGGUUACUGAAACACGCCAAUUGAUACCAUUCCUGCGAAAACAUGAUUUUUCAAUUAAAAUAUCUGUCAACAAAAUUAGAUGAAAGAAAAAAUAGACAUUCAAUGUUUCAGAUUCAAAAUACCCCAAA
Daphnia pulicaria is the source of this 1028-nucleotide messenger RNA. RefSeq lists its product as uncharacterized. The coding region runs from base 265 to 867 and encodes 200 amino acids. The transcript has 6 exons. The record is from RefSeq and is a predicted model, not a curated record. Lineage: Eukaryota; Metazoa; Arthropoda; Branchiopoda; Diplostraca; Daphniidae.